GUCGGCGCACGUUUACUUCCUGAUGGAGUCGAAGUGUCAAUGUUGAGACAAAAGAGCGAAAAAAUCUCAUUUUACAAACACAAUAGAUGGACCAACACUGGACGUUCCUUUCAAAUUACCAACCUGAGUCGAUGCUCGAAGCUCUCCCGUCAGACGUGCUAAAGGUGACGAUUGUUAAAGAGGAGGCGCAGGAUAAGGAACAGGAGCGCCCGUUGAUCAAGGAGGAAGAGGAGGAACGCGACAUCAGUCGGGAGGACGCGGACGUCCACGUGAAGCGAGAGGAUGAGGAGGACGAAGAAGCUAAUUGGCCACAUCUUCAUGAGGAGAACAGCGGGGCGCAGUCAAGUGAUCACGUGACCACACAAGCAGAAGAUGCCGGAUCAGAAGCAGACGCCCUUUUGGCUCCACUGUCAGAUUAUGAAGACGAAUCUCGCGAUACGGAUGAUCGCAGCGAAGAAAAUAAAGCUUUGAAGCGUUCCGACGAGAGUAAAAAACGUUUCAAAUGUUACGAAUGUGGGAAGAGUUUUGUUCAUGAGCGAAAUCUCGUUACUCACACGAGGAUCCACACGGGAGAAAAACCUUUCGGCUGCUCAGUUUGCGGUAAAAGCUUCAGCCAGAGUGCCAAUCUGCUGGUUCAUGCCCGCGUCCACACGGGGGAAAAACCUUUUGCGUGCUCGCUUUGCGGCGGCAGAUUCUCUCAGAAGGGACAUUUGAUGAGACACAAAGCAACGCACGACCACGACAAACCUUCGCCGUGCAGCUUUUGUAACACCAAUUUUUAUCACCGAUCGGCGCUACUGGAACACAUGAGGACGCACGUCGGAGAGAAACCGUUCUCCUGCUCCAUGUGUCCCAAGAGAUUCUCGCGGCGCGGAAACCUGCUGACGCACAUGAGGACGCACACGGGAGAAAAACCUUUCGCCUGCUCGUCGUGCGGCAAAAGCUUCUCUCAGAAAGGACAUCUGGUGACGCACGUGAGGACGCACUCGGGCGGAAAACCGUUCUCGUGCGCGUUGUGCUCGAAACGCUUCUCGCAGAAAGGACACAUGAUGUCGCACAUGAGGACGCACCGCACCAAACGCAUCCUCGUCAUCGCUGAUCCUCACGUCAGACAAAUCUUCGUCUUCACUCUUCACUUGGACCUCGAUGAUGUCCUCCCGAGAGACGCCGCAGUCUUCCUCUCCCUCUUUGACGCCCACGGGCUCAGGCUCCUCCUCUUCCUCUCCGACAUGGAGGGGCUAACGCCAAGGUCGGGCCACGCGCCAUUUGAAAAGCGGGCCCUCGGUCCCUGCCGCUGGCCUCUUUCCGGUUGCCCCGUGUUUCGGGAGCUUCUGGAAACGAGCGAAAGCUCAAUUUUACCGUUAGACGUGCUCAAAGUGAUCGUCGGCGAAGACCAGCAGCAGGUGUGGCGCUCCAGGGUGGCGCAGGAGGAGCCACUGCACCCCCGCAUUAAAGAGGAAGAGGAAGACGAUGACGUCGCCACGCUCCCUGCGAAGAGAGAAGACGACGACCAAGAGCUUCACGACAGCUCAAGGGACUCGGACGAGCGCUCGCAGCGGCUCUCGGACUCCGACCACUGCGACUCAGACGACUCCAAAGCGGACGAAAAGAAGCGCUUGACCUGCUCUCGGUGCCGCCAAAGCUUUGACAACAAGUACCAGCUGGUGCACCACACGAGGACGCACACCGGCGAGCAAAUCAUCUGCGCCGUGUGCGGAAAAAACUUCUCCAGCAAGAGCAACCUGCGCACGCACAUGAGGACGCACUCUGGGGAAAAACCGUUCACCUGCUCCGUUUGCGGCAAGGGUUUCUCUGUCAAGAGAUACCUGGUGUCCCACAUGAGAACGCACACUGGAGAGAAACCUUACUCUUGCUCCGUGUGCGGCUCGGGCUUCAGCUACCGUAUGUCGCUGGUUCUCCACAUGAGAACGCACACGGGGGAGAAACCCUUCUCCUGCUCGGUUUGCGGCAAAAGCUUCUGCCAGAAGGGACAACUGAGAGCGCACAUGAGGACGCACACGGGAGAAAAACCCUUCCCGUGCGCCUUCUGCGGCAAGACUUUUUCCGAGCGGGGACACAUGAUCUCGCACGUCAGGUCGCACACGGGGGAGAAACCGCACUCGUGCUCGCUCUGCGGCAAAACGUUCGCCACCAGGAGGAACAUGACGAUACACUUGAGGACGCACACCGGAGAGACGCCGUUCGGCUGCAGCGUUUGUCAUAAGAGAUUCCCGCACAAGUAUCAGAUCACCAGACACAAGUGUACAAACGCGCAACUUGACAACGCGCAGUAGUGGACCUAGACUAGAUGGUGUCCUAUUCAAUGGGACCUUGACAUACGAGUGCCCCAACUUCAAGUUAUGGUCAUGUUUUGUUUUUGUUUGUUUUGGAGUGUGGUGUGAGCCAAAAGCUUUGGAUACGCUGCCGCUCGAGGGAAGUGGGGGGGGAAAAAUUGAGCUUCCCGUAUUGUCAGCCCUUUUAGAGCAUUUUCAUUUAUUGUUUUCUGUGAACAUUUAUGAACUGAACCUCGCCAAAAAGAAAGAUGUUACGUUACUAGCUGUUUUCGUUUUUUAGCAUUCAGCAGGGGGAACGUGGGUUGGUUUCUGACCAAAAACUGGUGAAAAUGAGCUUUUUAAAGGUGAAAAGAAACUUUUGUGACACCUUAAAUUAUAACACGAGGCUGAAAAGCGCUUUUGAUGGCACAAUAAUAUUUUAAUCAUGGGGCGAAUUUAACACCUUAGUCAAGGUCGGACGGUACAAACCACACGCAACGCAAUGAAACAACACAACCUCUGUGCAUUCGGUGUCAUACUUUGUGGACACAACACACAUCCCUUCCUGCAGAUAAGUGUACAAAUGACACUAGAUAAAAUACUGUGAUAGUA
Messenger RNA from Phyllopteryx taeniolatus (common seadragon), 2885 nucleotides. RefSeq names its product zinc finger and SCAN domain-containing protein 2-like. The coding region runs from base 87 to 2294 and encodes 735 amino acids. The record is from RefSeq and is a predicted model, not a curated record. The transcript has 5 exons. Gene Ontology annotation, molecular function: DNA-binding transcription factor activity; RNA polymerase II cis-regulatory region sequence-specific DNA binding. Gene Ontology annotation, biological process: regulation of transcription by RNA polymerase II. Lineage: Eukaryota; Metazoa; Chordata; Actinopteri; Syngnathiformes; Syngnathidae.